CUAGCUAGCUACUGUAACAUUAACACUAAUGACAGUCAGAAGCCUAAUCUGACAGCAAGAUGUACGUGCGUUUACGUGCAGUUAGCUACGCUUGUUUGCUUCCAGUAGCUAUAUACCUAGCUAGUUGCUACAGCAAAAUACUUCAGGUCUUAUACUACAGCUAAGGGGCUUGAAUAGCUGUCUUGCAGUUAACCAGCUAUGCCAAUCAUCAAACAGGGGAUGACAGGUGGACAGUUGCAGCGCUUGCGGCUGCGGACUCAGUGAGUCUGAGUGUCUCUGUGGGCCCAGGAUGGCGCAGGGGGGCCCUCAGCAAGACUAUCACAUCCUGCAAGACCUCAGGCAGCGCUUCCCAGAGAUCCCAGAGGCAGUAGUGUCCCAGUACCUUCUGCAGAACAAUAACAACCUGGAUCUAUGCUGCCACCUGCUGGCCCAGGAGAGUAACAGAUACCUCUAUGGGGAGUUCCACAGUCCAGAAGAAGGGGUCCGUCUGAGCCAGAACCACAUGCUGCACAUCAACGUGGGAGGGAACGCUAAUGGUGGUGGAGCGGGCCGCUCCUUGGUUCACAGCUCCAGUGAUGGGCACAUUGAGCCCCAGCGGUCCAGCUUCCCAGAGCCCCUCUCGGCCCCUGCAGCCCCCUCCCAGGGGUACAACCCCUUCUUCAUGAAUGACCAGGGACGUUCUGCCAGCACCCCUCCGCCUCCUCCCUCCAUGCAGGGCAUGUCACCCUUACCCCGUUACACCAUAAAUCCCAUCACGGUUACACUCUCCCAGAACCUGCCCUCCGCCCCCCUGGCCCUGCAGAUCCCCCCUGGCCCCCCCUGGCCAACCAGUGGAGGAAACGCCCUUUACAUCCGUCCCUCCCCAUCCCAAAGUCCUCAACCCACCCCCUGGCCCUCAGCCGGAGGGUCUGUGUAUCAAUCCUCGCCCUACUCCACCCCCACGUACCCCUCUCCCUACAGCUCACCCCAGCAUCAGGUCCAGCAUCAACCCCCAACCCAGCACCAGAUCCAGCCCCAGCAGCAGUCCUCCCAUGUUUUUCUUCCCAUCAGCCCCCCCACCCUCCCUAGCAUGCCUUACCACCAUCACCACCACCAGCAACAGCAGCAGCCGUACAGGUCCUACCUCUCCAAGAAGAACCAGAUAGAGAUCACUCUGGAGGGCCCGCGUCCGCGCAGCAACUCCCCAGUGCAUGGUCCCCAGGGGACCCUCUACAUGGCCACCAGCCCCUCACCCAGCUCCCCCUCCAGGGGCAUUGCCAUGAGCGGACCCCAAGGGCCCCCAGGUUACCACCCAGGGAUGUACCUGCAGCAUCAGGGGCCAGCGAGGCCCCGGCCAGCCUCCUCGCCCCAGCCUGCACAGUCGGCAUACACCUUCAAGAUCAAAGUAUCCCCCCAGGGGGGCCAGAGGCCUCCGGUCUCCCCGCCCGUGGUCGAUGCAGAGUCCCUGCUGAACAUCGUUGAUCAGGGGGAGCAUCACGCCACGCCCGCACCCAUCCUUCCCAUCUCAGCCCUGCCCAGCAACGUGGCGAGCCACAUCAGCCGCAUGCCCCGCCGCUCCAGCUCCGGCUCGGAUGACUACGCGUACACGCAGGCCCUUCUGCUCCACCAGAGAGCCAGGAUGGAGCGCCUGCUGAAAGAGCUGCUGAUGGAGCGCCAGAAGCUGGAGCAGCUGAAGGCCGAUGUCAACGACAUGGAGUACGAUGCUCUCCAGAGGCGCUUCAGACGAGUCAACAGCACCAGCCUCAUCCCCAGGCCCGAAGAAAUGACCAGAUUGCGCAGUCUGAACAGACAACUUAAGAUAGAUAUCGACUGCACCCUGAAGGAGACGGAUCUGCUGCAGUCUAGAGGGAAGUUUGAUCCAAAAGCAAUGAACAACUUUUAUGACAACAUCCAGCCUGGGCCUGUGGUGCCGCCUAAACCAGGAAAAAAAGAAGGGGAGCAGGGCUCCAAGCCGGCUGUGGGGCCUCAAAGGGACGAAGACUUUGAGGGGCCUCGUUGGAACUGUGAAAGCUGCACCUUCCUCAACCACCCUGCACUCAACCGCUGUGAACAGUGCGAAAUGCCGCGCUACACCUGAGUCCGGCCCCCGUCCUGCCCUCAUCCUCUCUUUCUACCCCAGACCUGGCCCCCUGACAAGGAAACCACCCACAAUGUUUAAAUUCGACACUUGACCUUUCUCUUUGGCCCCACCCUCGCAUGUUCUGUCGACAUGCGUGGAAGCCUUGCCCAGUUCCUGAGGAAGAGGCCGUUUCACCGUGUCUCAUUGAACUCCUCAGAGAAACACUCAUGCACUUUGACCCUUGUCUCCAAGAGACUGUUCCCGCGGCAAUGCAAAAAGGAGUGAGGAGCGGUAGACCGGACAGCGGCUCAAGAACGUUGGGCAGGAGGCGGAGGAUCUGUGGUUUACUGAUGGAACAUUCCCUGCAGAAUGAGACUGCCCUGUUUACAAGACUGAGCCCAUUCCCUAACCCAGUGGAGACCCUUCUUAAAGCGUGACAUCCCCUUUAACCAAGACUGUCACUCAUUCUCAUGAUGGGCCAAUCCAAUGAGAGGCAUGAGAGGGUUUGGCUAACUAAUAUCCAUGUAGACUUUACACUGAAUCAGCUCUUAUGCACAAGAGCUCCUCUCAUUGAUUGAAGAACACUAAAGAGACUUGCAUAUGAAUAUAUUCCUGGUACUUUUAUGCAUAUUAUGCCACACUGUAUUCCAUGUAAAAAGAUUCAAAUUUCCUGUGUAAAUGCCUCAAGUUGCUGUACUUAAUAAAGGAGAUGAUUCUAUGUGA
Messenger RNA from Osmerus eperlanus (European smelt), 2782 nucleotides. RefSeq names its product TGF-beta activated kinase 1 (MAP3K7) binding protein 3 (gene tab3). Gene Ontology annotation, molecular function: ubiquitin binding. Gene Ontology annotation, cellular component: extracellular exosome. Gene Ontology annotation, biological process: positive regulation of canonical NF-kappaB signal transduction. NCBI's taxonomy places the organism in Eukaryota, Metazoa, Chordata, Actinopteri, Osmeriformes, Osmeridae. The coding region runs from base 290 to 2077 and encodes 595 amino acids. The record is from RefSeq and is a predicted model, not a curated record. The transcript has 7 exons.